Messenger RNA from Penicillium canariense, 213 nucleotides. Its product is annotated as translocon subunit SSS1. The coding region runs from base 1 to 213 and encodes 70 amino acids. Gene Ontology annotation, cellular component: Ssh1 translocon complex; membrane. The transcript has 4 exons. Gene Ontology annotation, biological process: post-translational protein targeting to membrane, translocation; protein targeting. NCBI's taxonomy places the organism in Eukaryota, Fungi, Ascomycota, Eurotiomycetes, Eurotiales, Aspergillaceae. The record is from RefSeq and is a predicted model, not a curated record. Gene Ontology annotation, molecular function: transmembrane protein transporter activity.
AUGUCGGAGACCCUCCAAGAGCUUGCUGAUAUCCCCAAGGACUUCGUCCGGGAGGGAUCCCUGUUCAUUCGGCGCUGCACCAAGCCCGACAAGCGCGAGUUCAUUAAGAUUAGCCAGGCUGUGGGCAUGGGCUUCCUGGUUAUGGGUGCCAUUGGUUACUUCGUCAAGCUGAUCCACAUCCCUGUGAACCAGGUCCUUGUCGGUGGCGCAUAA